Molecule: messenger RNA, 3246 nt
Organism: Ciona intestinalis (vase tunicate)
Lineage: Eukaryota; Metazoa; Chordata; Ascidiacea; Phlebobranchia; Cionidae
Source: RefSeq, a predicted model, not a curated record
CCCCCCACUCUACUAUACCCAUUUCAGCUUUUUGGCAUUAUAAAUUUAUAGUUUAAAUUCAAAAGAUUUAUGAGAUUUGUGAAUAUGCCUGUCAAGGUGCACAGUGCUAGCACAACGACAAUAGGUGGCAAUUCGAAGCAGGCUGGCGUGAAAUUAUUGCUAUCCUCUAUACAACCUAUUGUGACCAAAACCCUGCAAUUUCGAUUUAGGUAAAAUACGAGUUUGGUGUUGUGCCAGUAUUUUUUAAACCAAGUCUGUAGUAUAUGGUUGGUAUUAGUUAGUACGGAGCUGGGUUUUAAGAAAUAAUCAGGGUCAAUUUACACCGCGCGAUUCAUUAUUUGUCUACUGGGUGUGUUGGGAUUGUGACGUAACAUAGUAUAGUGUGACGACACAGACUUACGACAAUAGGGUGCACACAGACCGCGAUAAUUCGACUGUAUUCGCGGAAGUAGAAAAAUCAAGUUUGAGUUCGUAACGAAACUUGUGUCUAAUAGAUGGUGUUUAGAUACAUUAGAGUUAUACAAGGGUUUUGGAAUUCUAUUUACACAGCAAAUGUUAAGGUAUAACAGUUUCGUCGACAUUUUUGUAGGAUAUAGCCCCAAGUGUUAAUAGUAUACAAGUACCAUUUAUUAUAGUAUAUGUGGGGUAAGAUUAGCACACGUUAUCUCAUAUUUUCAAAUUGUGUUUUUAACAAUUAACGACGCUUAUUUAGAGUCAUGAAAAUACGUUUGUGUACUUCCGCUAAUGUUAUUUAUACAGCAAUUUUAGGUCUCAACGGAUUUUGAUCGACAGCUUUGUAAGCCAUAAACGAAAUGAGUUGACACAUAGGGACAUUCUGCGAAACGAAAUGAGUUUUAUGGCUUUGGGCAUGCUACUAUGUUUGGUAUCUGCUGUUGUUAUCAGUGCAAAAAAAUCGAAAUUUAAAAUCCGUUGCUCUCUUGUUUUUGGAGCGGUUACUAUAACGGUGUUGGUGUAUUUGCAAUCAACUGCAAAUGGCGCACGAAUUGUACAAAGCGGUAUCGUCACUGAAGCGGAACGCGUUAAUCACGUGGUACAGCCGGAAGAACGGGAAUUGUUUAAUCAACAUGGGACGCUGAGACAACAGAACGAAGAAAGUUCGCGUCUCAAUGUCAACAAAGAGGAAGAAAUAGUUGGUGUUUCGGAAAUUUUAGAAGAGCCUACGUUGGGCAGUAUGCGUAAGACGAUAAAAAACAUUGAACGGAACAGUCUCGUUGAUAAAGAAAACCUUUUAAAUGAAGAAAUAGGAAAGACGAAAGACCCCGAAGAACAUACAAGUGUUACAAUUCUGCCGCAAAGUCCGACCAGAAAAGUUGAUGACGUAAUGAUGAAUGCGCCUAUACGUCAUCAGAGGUCUGACGUAAUUAGAAUGUUUGAUGACGCAAUGACGGAUCAAGAAAUGAGGGAAUAUAUUAUGGAUAAGCAAGAGGGGAAACACUUUACCCGACACCUUACUCCGAAAUCUGCGGAUUACAAAUUCGGGAAACUUUUGCCGAGAUGGGAACGUCGUGAAAUGGCGAGAUAUCCGAGAAUUUGGUUUGUUGGCGAAACGUCCAAUAAAACUAUUUACGAUAAAGACGACGAUUGUAAUUUCGGGUUCGACGAAUGCAAUGAGAACGAGGGGAAGUUAAGAGUGGUUAUAGGUGACCAUAUUGAUUUUCGAUAUGAAGUGAUCAAAAAACUCGGUUCUGGUUCGUUUGGCACGGUCAUUCAGGCGUGCGAUCACGCAGUGAAGCUGGACAAUCCUCACCGCAUGGUGGCAAUAAAGAUCAUGCACAAUGACAGUUCAGCUGCAAAGUACUUCAAGCAAGAAUUAAACAUGAUGAAACUCGUAGAAGACGUCACAGAACAUAGUACACGAUUCUCUACAACUAUAAGGACUUUCUAUUUCAGAAACCAUUUCUGCUUCGUCAUGGAGCUGCUGGGGGAAUCACUGGAAGACGCACACGAAGAUCCAUUACAUAAUAUACCACUGUUACAAAAAUAUACUCAGGACAUGAUGGACGGUUUGGUUCUGCUACAUAGACACAAUAUUAUACACGGGGAUAUGAAACCGGAAAAUCUAAUGUUCGCAAGAAAUUGUGACGCCUCUUGUGAUGUCUAUUUGAAACUCGUGGAUUAUAAUCUCGCUUGCAUACAAGGCGAUCCUGACUUCGAAUGUCCUGGCGUUUACUUCCAAACACGAUACUACCGAGCCCCUGAAGUUAUAAUGGACCUUGUGUACGGAACAGUAGCUGAUAUGUGGAGCAUUGGUGUUAUACUGGCAGAGCUUUCAUUGGGCAAAGUCCCGUUUUAUGGCGAAACGACUGUAGACCAAUUAGCAGCGAUCAUGGAAGUGGUUGGAUUACUACCACCAUACAUGGUACAAGCAUCGCCGCGUAUACAUAGAUACCAAGAGGCUGUAUGUUACAAAUGUAAGAACGGUUUCAAAAGAACGCCAUACAGAAAAUCAUUCAAUCGAGUUUUUGCUGGUUUGCCGCCGAAACUUUUUGAUUUCAUUCAACGUUGUUUGGAAUUAGAUCCACGUAAGCGUAUGACGUCAGAGGAGGCGCUUCGUCAUCCAUUCUUAAACCAAUCAGAAACGUCGGAGGGAUUUUGGGCACAAGGCGCGGGAGACAAUAAUUCGUAUUAGAAGUGGACUUUAUAUAAAUACAUGUGCAAUAUAUAGGAACUACUAAGGUCUACUCUGCAUUUAAAAAGCACUCAAACUAAUACCCGCGGUUUUACGAAGUUUACCUUAUGCUUACUGUAUAAUUUUAACGUCUUUUUUUGCGUUUCCGAUAGCUUACACACCAUGGGCAGUGCUGACGUCUAUACACAUGAGCAAAUGAUUAAUUAUUAUCUGGGACAGAACACGGCGUCGUGGAAUAGCGGUUACCUGCCCUUGGAACAGAGGAUACGUCCAUUCAUUUAAUCAUGUAUAAAAACUCUUAUGCAAUUUUUUAAUAACAUGUUGGAAAAACAGAUGUCUUGAAAACGACAUUUCCAUUUUCAAAUCGAUUCAUAAAUGAACACGACUUUUCUAAAUAAACGACUUAAAUCACUCUGUACCAAAUAUAUUUAUACAAAAGUAUACGGAAAGCUCGUCAGUGGGCAUAAGAUGUAUAUGAUGAUCCAAUACCCCAUUGCAGUAUACAUAAACACAAAUUGCAAAACCGCGUUUUAGGAAUUACAAAAUACCGUCAUUUUCUUAUAAAAUUCGAACCAUGCAACAACAACUGUAUCGUA